This is a messenger RNA of Gossypium raimondii (Peruvian cotton), 1865 nucleotides long. RefSeq lists its product as uncharacterized. NCBI's taxonomy places the organism in Eukaryota, Viridiplantae, Streptophyta, Magnoliopsida, Malvales, Malvaceae. The coding region runs from base 309 to 1553 and encodes 414 amino acids. The transcript is spliced from 8 exons. The record is from RefSeq and is a predicted model, not a curated record.
UGUGUAAAUAGCCGUUAAAAAAAAAACUUUGGCCCUUCCUCCUCUCCUUUCCCCGCACUCCAACCAGAGAAAAGAUGAAAACCCUAAAGCUUGCUAGUUGAUACCAUCAUGGCUUUUUCUCUAAUAGUGUUUCUCUUUCUUUGCUUUUGGCAGCCUAAAACAACGAGGCGAAAGAAGAAAGUGUUGAAUUAAAAAUAAAAGGAUGGGGAGUAGACUUCCAGUCCAGCACUACAGUAAUUCCUUCAUCCCCACCUCUCUUCACGACCUCAACACAGUUGAUUCUCGACCUUCUGAAAUCGACGCCGUUGAUGCCACUGAUGCUUUGGAUCACCACGAUCACGACCAUCCCGAUUCCACUACUGUUGUCUGAGUGUUUGCAUGAAUCUUAUAGAAAUUCUUUGCCAAUUCAUGGCGUUGGAGCGGAGGAAGAAGAUCGGUCUAGCUUAGACAAUGGUGAUUCUUCCAGAGGAGCUUUCAGUAUUUUGACAAUUGAAGAUGUUUCACCUAUUGAAUCAGCAAGGGCCAGAUUUUUGCAAAUCAUAGUGGAUAACUUUAUUAAAGACCAUGUGAUUGAAGUGGUUGAUAACGAGUCACCUGUGGAAUAUAAUGCUCAGUCAGGACAAGAGAAACUGAAUAAGAGAAAGAUAGGAGAUAUACAAUAUGAAGGCGAUCCUAGGUUCGCUUUGCCCUUAAUGUAUGUUGCCAAUUUGUAUGAAACUUUAGUUAAUGAAGUAAACUUGAGGAUUGCUUCCUUGAAUGGCAUUCGUGAUAAGACCAUUGGGGUAGCGCUUGAAGCUGCUGGCGGAUUGUACAGAAGGUUGGCUAAAAAAUUCCCUAAAAAAGGUUCUUAUAUGUAUAAAAGAAGAGAACUUGCAACUUCUCAUGAAACAAGGACAAGGUUUCCAGAACUAGUUAUACAAGAAGAAAAGAGAGUUCGUUUUGUAGUUGUCAAUGGUUUGGAUAUUGUCGAGAGACCAAAUAAUGUGCCUGUUGAGGAUGCUGAGUGGUUUAAACGGCUAACAGGUCGGAAUGAGGUUGCUAUCUCUGCUCAAGACUACAAGUUUUAUUCUCCAAGGCACAAGUAUAGGCGUGUCACAUCAAACACAGUAUCUAACAUCCCUGCUUUGCCUGCAUUCUCUGGCAGUGACAGUUCUCCUUUGUCUAAUGCACAAGGGUUUCACACCGUCAAUGAAACUCAGCAGCAGACUCCUUCCAAGCAUCAUAUACCAACAAUGUCACAUCAGCCUCAAUUUCAUCCUAUUCACCAGAACCAUCAUCAACCAGUUCACCCAAACCAACAUGGAGCUCAUUUUCCCCAGAAUCAUCAAUGUGGGCCACCACCCCACUUACCUGAAAUUAGUCAUGCUCACCAGUCACCAACCAUGUCUCAACACAUAGCUUGCUUACAACCCUUAACAGGAGGUCACGUUGGUGCACGCUUGCAUGUUAUGCCUACAAAUCCAGCGAAAUACUGCGAUGAAUGUGGGGCACCUUACCUGAGGGAAACAUCCAAGUUCUGUUCAGAAUGUGGUAUAAAGAGGUUAGGGAUAUGAUGCAGUUCAACAUGAUUUAUUUUGAAUACCCAAAGUCAAUAGGGAUGUUUUAUAUUUGGUUUUUUGGUUGUUUCCAAAUAUCAUCAUUUAGUCAUGAGGUUUAAGUAAUUAGUUCCUGGAAGGAUACCCUCAUAGUUUCUCAAGCUUAAUGUGCUCUCCUUUGUAUAAAAAGAAUGUAUUAAUUAUAGUUUAGUCUGGCAAAGAAAGCUGAGGCCAUUAUGCAUAUACAUACUUUUUGAGGGUCAAUUCUUGAUGUGGUCUAAAUUUUGUUUCAUAAUCUUUUGAGGAAAAAUAUGUCUUACUGUGGAAAAA